Messenger RNA from Nanorana parkeri, 479 nucleotides. RefSeq names its product otospiralin (gene OTOS). Gene Ontology annotation, biological process: sensory perception of sound. The transcript is spliced from 4 exons. The record is from RefSeq and is a predicted model, not a curated record. NCBI's taxonomy places the organism in Eukaryota, Metazoa, Chordata, Amphibia, Anura, Dicroglossidae. Bases 37 to 300 code for a protein of 87 amino acids.
UGCAGCAAGCAUCACCAUACAAAGCAGCACAAAAAGAUGAAGCUACUUUUUAUUGGUUUAUAUUUCUCCUGUAUUCUUCUGGGUGCUAUCCUUGAUGCCAGACCUGUGCACGAGGAGGAUGAUCGAUAUUUGGAUGCCCCAGCUCACCCUUACUGGCCCUUCUCUACCUCAGAUUUCUGGCAGUAUGUAAACCAUUUCCGUGCCAUGGGCGCCUAUGAAAACAUCAAUGACUUGGCUCGUACAUUCUUUGCCCACUACCCUAUUGAAGAAACUCUGGGAUAUGAUCACACCGAUCAUUAGGAGGCUGUUUCUAUUUCCCCUGCUAAUCUCCAGUAUAGUUGUAUAUACACAAGCACUAUAUUCCUGAAGAUUUCCCCCCAGAGAUGACAGGCUGUGCCCACAUGCAAAAUCCAAUCAGUUUGCUCACUGUCGGUGCACCAGUCUGUCCUUCAAUAACUGUCUUGAAAAUGUUAUGCUUU